UAUCUGCUAUGAAUCAAUAAUCUGCUCUGUUUUGUGUGAAUAUGAAUUCGACUCUGUAUUUGGCUCCAAAAACGCGAUCAAAAUGAUAACCCAGUGAAAGUCUGGUGUGAUAGUUGCUGCUGAAUGAUCAAUUUCAUAGGAACGAAACCGAGUAUAAUCAGACUCUCACUUUACGAUUAUACGAAGAAAAGGCCUAAGUGCUAGAUUUAUAAUGGCUUACAUCCCACCGCACAAGCGGCAUUCAAAGGAAACGGAGAGGCCGUUGCCAACUCCGGAGCUACUUGCUCCUCAAUUCAAGAAAAAUUUGAAUUUGCGAUCGUCUAAAUCUAAUGCGGAUUUGGAUGGAAAGGUAAUUUAUGCAAACCAUGCUAGAUCGAGAUGGUGCAUCAUUGGUUUGGAUGAUGAGAACCAGUUUCCAUCCUCUGUUAAUCUUGAGCCCAUUUCCUGGGAAACCACUGAGAGGAGAACUGGAGAAAAGCCUCUAGCUUUAAUCAAUACUAGUCUAGAUAAGGAAGGUAGUGAGGUGAAUUGGUACUUGCCAAAGUGCCCUUGGGUAUCGUUAGCAGAAAAUGUGCUGGAAGACCUACUUUCUUCUUUUCAAAAUGUGAAGAAUGAUAUGAAGUGCCCAAAGCUUGAACAAGUAAAGCCGUCGUUGGUUGCUAGAGUGGGAAAAGUACUUUUUCAGAGGAGCCCUUCAGUUAACAUGGAAUCUAUCAGAAAUAAUUUGGAUACUGAAAUCUUGAAACAGUGGAAGAGGUCAUUUUACACGAAUCUUCCUGUUUCAUAUAAGGAAAACAUUCUAAAGGAAGUUGUCCCAAACAUUGGAGUUGAUUUUGAAGAGGAGAAGGAUGUAUACCAAGUAAAGUUAUCUGAUUCAACAAGACCAGAUUCAAUUCUCUCCUGCAAAUGUAUUGUAAUGAAAGAACAUGGAAAGCUACAACUUUACAAGAUUGAACUAAAUCAACUUCGUGACAUGGUCAUAGACAUAUCAUGCCCUAAUAAGAAUCUGGACCUGAGAGUGAUGCUAAGCACGAAGAGACCUGUAACAGCUCUGAGUGAUGAUGAGAUGCAAAGCAUUAGGGAUCUGAUUAGUUCUGCGGUUCUAGAUCCAGAUGUGAAGGGUGGGUUGAGAUGGCCGCUGGGGAAGGAGUCUUCUGGAGAUAGAUACAAAGUUGUUGGGAUUUGGCACGUAAUAGCUAAUAUGUAUACAAAUCCAUCAUUAAGACUGAAGGUAAGACAUGCUGAUCGAUUUGAUUUUAGGACCUCAACUGGGGAAGCUACCUGGGAGGUUAGUCUGAUGUUGAAAAAGGUCUUGUCAAAGUUACAGGAAGAGAAGGUUGAAGUCAGCUCGAUUUCUGAAAUUCUCGAGGAAAAUAUGAGGAUGAUAUGGGACAACUUCUUGUGCUCUGAACAUUUUCUAAUAUGAAAUUGCAUGUUGUGAAUCACUGUAUUCUAAGUCUUCCCUUUUCCACAUAAACUAAUGGCAUCACCUUCGCUGGAAGGCUUUAUUCGCCAAAUUAUUGCCAUGGUGACAGCACAAUUAUAUAUUUGUAUUAUACACUAUAGAUAUUCAUAUAUAUGCAACGAAAAUAUCAAAUUACGUAUGGC
Molecule: messenger RNA, 1608 nt
Organism: Prunus mume (Japanese apricot)
Lineage: Eukaryota; Viridiplantae; Streptophyta; Magnoliopsida; Rosales; Rosaceae
Source: RefSeq, a predicted model, not a curated record